CAAACCUCAACUGAGCCAUUGUGGUCCUUGUGGUCAUUCUACGUCAAUUUGGUAUAACAUCUCUAACCUCAACGUGCGUUCUGACAGGUGCAGGCCGCAAUUAAGAAAAAAGUGGAGAAACAGAAGAAACAAGUUGAAAUGGGCGUGGUGGAGGCAUUCAGCAGUAAUACAAGACCUAAAGUCAGACUGAAAAGGAGUAAGCCCAUUCAGUCGAAAAGAGCAGAUGCUGGUGAGGAAGAAGAUGAAGAGAAACAUGACGAGACCGGGGAAGCCAAGGAAAUAGAAGAAACAGAUCUUGUUCCUAUUGUUGCAUCUGUUUUCGGCCAAGACCGAGAACUGCGUCCAGAAGAAAUAGAAGAACUAAGAGAAGCCUUCAAAGAGUUUGAUAGGAACAAAGGUUACAUUAACUGCAGAGACCUGGGCGAAUGUAUGCGAACUAUGGGAUACAUGCCGACAGAGAUGGAACUCAUUGAAUUGAGUCAACAAAUUGGUGGAGGUAAAAUUGACUUUGAAGACUUUGUGGAGCUCAUGGGCCCAAAAAUGCUAGCAGAGACAGCAGACAUGAUCGGAGUCAAAGAGCUAAGAGAUGCUUUCAAAGAGUUUGACUCCAACGGUGACGGGCAAAUCAGCGUCACAGAACUGAGAGAAGCAAUGAAAAAACUGAUGGGACAACAGUUGAAUGCCAGAGACAUUGACGACAUUCUUCAGGAUGCAGACCUCAAUGGUGACGGACAGGUUGAUUUUGAAGAGUUUGUGAGGAUGAUGUCACGCUGAUUGGAGCCACAAAGAUAUUUCCCACAUAUAGCACUCCAUCUUGAGGACAGUGCAACAAUUGUAGCAAGGGCUCUUGAGAUUA
Molecule: messenger RNA, 856 nt
Organism: Triplophysa dalaica
Lineage: Eukaryota; Metazoa; Chordata; Actinopteri; Cypriniformes; Nemacheilidae
Gene: cabp2b
Product: calcium binding protein 2b
Exons: 6
Coding region: 139-774 (211 amino acids)
Molecular function (GO): calcium ion binding
Source: RefSeq, a predicted model, not a curated record